This is a messenger RNA of Fusarium subglutinans, 810 nucleotides long. RefSeq lists its product as uncharacterized. The transcript is spliced from 2 exons. Lineage: Eukaryota; Fungi; Ascomycota; Sordariomycetes; Hypocreales; Nectriaceae. The record is from RefSeq and is a predicted model, not a curated record. The coding region runs from base 1 to 810 and encodes 269 amino acids.
AUGGGUCUAGUACUUACUCUGUUCGCCACCCUGGGAUCUUGCUACUCCAAAUUCGCCCGUCCUCCAGAGUGGGACUCAGAACAAGAUGCCGAUGGAGACAUGUUACUCAACCAACACUACAACACGGGAGAUAAGAUUCCGAUUCUCUACGAGACAAAUUUGAAAAACACCGAACUCUGGAUUUGGCAAGUUCUGGACGACUACAAAGCUGGUACUCAGUUAGAAAUAACAGAUAAUUAUUGGCAGGCUCAGUACGAUAUUGCAGGGGCACUGAGCAACAAUGAGGACGCUGUUUACUAUUUCGACUUAUAUGAGCCUGACGAUGAGUCUCAACUGGCCAAAUCCCAAUAUGUCAAUGUGAGCGCGCCGAGGAGAGACAAGACUGAAACUGUCACGGUAUCAGUAUCGAUGUCCAAGACUUUGACAUUCUCGACGCAAGUAUCUACACUGCAAACAUCGACAACUUUAUCUAGUGAUAGCAAUGCUGCACCGACCGAUCCACCCUCAAGCGAUGAAACCGAUUCAUCGUCAGAAACAAAGUCGGGCGCUGGACUAUCUUCGGCAGCGAUUGGAGGCGUGGCCGCUGGUGCAACGAUCGGUGGACUUUUGAUCUUUGGGGGCAUUGGAUGGCUGGCUUGGAGGAGGCUUGCGAGAAAGAAGCAAGAUAGACCAAUUUCUGAACUUCCUGCUGAUCUUCCUCAACAGCAUCAGCCUGAUCCUUCUCAGACCAAAGCUGAGCUGACAGGAGACAUUGGCACAUAUCUUCCAGGCUAUGCAAGAAGCCCCUCAGGGAUCCACGAAGCACCAUAA